CUUUUCAGUUUAUCUCAUUCGUUGCCGUGGUGGUGGCCGACUCUGCCUUCCCCCAGAAACUCAUCCCUCUCUCUGGCUCUGUCUCUCCCUCUCUCUCUCCUCAUGAAACUGAAAUGAUGACUCCGACAGGCAAAGCGGCGAUCGUUCCGCCGUCCUCCCAAUUAAGCGUCGAGUGUUGCAUGUGCGGCGAUUGUGGCUUGACCGAUGAGCUGUUCCAGUGCAGGGUUUGCCAGUUCAGAUCUCAACACAGGUACUGUAGCAAUCUCUACCCAAAGGCCGAGUCCUACCGAGCGUGCAAUUGGUGCCUGAGCCAGGACAACCGAGACGACGGCACCCCGGUCGUCAAGACCCAGCAGCAGAACUCUUCGGAUUCCAGUUCGCCGCGCAAGAGCGGGGCUGAAUUGGAGAGCAGCGACGUCAAGAGCAACAAGAGGCUGAGGCGAGGCAGGAUCGACGACGACCGCCAGCAGAAACCCUCUCCUCUGCAUCUGCAAGUCUUGGGCAUCGGCAGGAUCAAGAAGGAGAAAUCCCCGGGGAGAAUCUCGUCCCCGACGACGCCGAUCAGGAGGAGGAUCAUCACGAAGGGAGAGCUCGAGGAGAAGCUGAGGAGGACGAGAUCGGAGGAGAUUUCGCACGUGGUCCCGAAACAGGGGUUCCGGAACAAGGUGAGACGGUACAAGCUUCUGGACGAGGUCUCGAGCUGAUGGUGGUGACAAAUCAAACAAACUUAAGAUUGAAGAGAAAAAUCGCUUAUUGAGAAUUUACUUGUAAAUGGGUAUGGAAAAAAUCGUUUCUUUUUUCUCCUUUUCUCUUUGCUUUUCUGGAUACCAGUUUUGAUCUGACGACGGAGAGACUGCAGGAUUGUCUGGAAGUUUCGGUGUACAGAGGAACCCAGAUAGUGAAUGAGAGAGACGAGACAUUAUUAAGGUUAAUUGCUUAGAUUAUGGUGAUGGGUGUUGACU
Molecule: messenger RNA, 962 nt
Organism: Rhodamnia argentea
Lineage: Eukaryota; Viridiplantae; Streptophyta; Magnoliopsida; Myrtales; Myrtaceae
Exons: 2
Coding region: 114-704 (196 amino acids)
Source: RefSeq, a predicted model, not a curated record